AAUCAGCGUCGAGAUUGUUAAACUUGGAAGUUGAUGUUUGGUAUUUCGGUUUGAAAAGAUGUCGCUGCAGCGGAGCAUCGGCAGUUUGGAGUACAUGAAAAAAAGGAUCCCGAAAAACGAAAAGUAUCAACAUGUCAAAACGAGGCUGGACACAGGAUCCAGCCUUUCAAAGUAUCUGGAAAGACUGGAAGAUAUUAAAAAAAAUUACAGGUAUCGAAAAGAUGAAAUCUUCAAGCGGUUAAAGGUGACAACGUUUGCACAGUUGAUCCUCCAGGUCGCCUCUGUAUCAGAUCUGAAUGAGAGUGACAUUGACAGCGGAUCACACGGUCCAGAAGACGGUCUGUCCGUGGUGUCUGAUGCGGAUCUCGAGAGUCUUUCUGAACACACCAACGGCUCCCAGCAGGCUUCACCGCUCUCAGAUCACCAGGAUGCAGGAGACAACAGUGAGAUCUGCUACACCGCCAGGUCAACACUGCUGAGUGUGAUCAGCGGUGUGGGAGAGCUGAACCUGGACAGGAACCAUCAGAAGACAGAGAGUGAGUCGGUGCUGAGCCCCGAGCCGGCCGACCGGCCGUACCCCGACAGCCCCUACCUGCUGCUGGACGUACGGGACCGCGACGACUACGACCGCUGCCACAUCAUCAGCGCGCACAGUUUCCCCAUCGCCAUGCUGUCUCGGACUAUGAACCCCUACACCAAAGACGUGCUGGAAUAUAAAAACUCAGCAGGGAAGAUCAUCAUCAUGUACGAUGAGGACGAGAGGAUAGCGAGCCAGGCGGCCACCGUCAUGUGUGAACGAGGGUUUGAGAAUCUGUUUAUGUUGUCUGGAGGUCUGAAGGUGAUCGCUCAGAGGUUUCCGGAAGGUUUGACGACGGGCUCCAUCCCGACGUCCUGCCUGUCGUCUCCCACGUCAUCGAAGGGGAAGAAGAGCUCCGCGCCGACACACGCAGCAGAGAAGAGGUGGAGGUUCACAGCAGACGAGCUGACAAAGAUCCAGGAGCAGCUGGAGGAGAUCCUCAUCCCCAGCAACUCCAGCAGCCGUAUGUCCAGCCGCAUGUCGUCCAGCAGCUCCCAGUCCAAAGCGUCCAGCGCUCGGAGUCGACAGAGUUCAUCUACAGCGGGGAGAGACAGCGCCAGAGUCCAGAGCAGCAGACCCUGGAAAUAACACACACACACACACACACACUCACUCUCAACCACACUGACAUACACAAACAGACAUACCUCCAACACAAAGUCAAUUUAUUUCAGGUCACAUUUUCUCGUCUCUGGUCCCCAGGAAAGGAAAUAUUACAGCAACUUACAGCUGCAUCUCAGUAAAUUAGAAUAUAAUUGAAAAGUCCAUUACUUCCAGUAGUUCAAGUCAAAUAGCUCCAACCAAGUAUUGAGUCAUAUAGAUGGACAUACUUUUCAGAGGCCAAUAUUUUCAUAUUAAACAUACUUUUUAAAACUGGUCAUUUGUAAUAUCAACAUUUUUUUGAGACGGUGAAUUUUAGGUCUUCAUUAAAUGUAAGCCAUAAUCAUUAUAAUUAGAAGAAAUUAAAUAAAUUAAGACGUGAAAUGUUUCAUUCUGUGUGUAAUUCAGUUCAGUUUAGCUUUUUUAUUUUUCAAACAUGUGCGAGUAACACAACAAAGUCAACUCAAAAACAAACAAAUCCAAUGAGAAUAAUCAAAACAAAUAUAGCAAUAGUCAAAACAAAAACCUAUAAUGUGAAUGCAACAUGUCCGUAAACGAGUAGGAUGAAGCAUAAUAUGCUUAUUUAAACCUACCACUACUCAAUUAACGUUUUUUUUCCUAAACAUACAUAUUUACAUAAUACAUAUUUACAAAAAAAUAGAAAAUAAAUAGAUUAAAUAAACAAAUACAUAAAUAAUUUGUCAUUUAAAGCCCUUCUUCCUCCCUGUACCUAUAUAAUCUGGAUCUAUAUAAUGUGUCAUUUCCACUUUUUUAAUUGAAUUACUGACAUAAAUAAACUUUUCUAUGAUAUUCUGUUUUACUGAGAUGCACCUGUAUAUAUGUAUAUACAUGCACAAAUAUAAACAUACAUUUCUGACGCCCCUACCUCUAAUGUGGAUUUUGGGAAUGAAACACACACUUUGGGAGAGUAAUAAACGCUGGUCAACAGUAUGAAAUUAAAAGAAAUUUCAUGUUGGUGUAAAACUUAUUCUUCAUCUUCACCUGUCGAACUGAAGUAUUUUCCCCUCUAAUGCUGUUUUUUUAAUUUUAAAUAUUUAAUAAGUGGUGUAUAUUUGAAUGUUUGCACAGUGCCUCAUCUGUGAAGGGAGAAAACUGACGGAUCUUUUUGCACUCAAAUUAAUUUUCCCAUUAAUAUCCAGCUAAUGAACCUGUAUAGUAAAUCACCUAAUUCUGUGAAUAAUCUGCUCAAAAAAUAUUAUGUCCCCCAAAAAAAUCACGUCAGUUCUUAAAUGGCAUUCCUAAAAGACUUACUUUAUUUUUGCGAUUUAUGUGAUGUUGAUAUGAAGGAUCUGCUGUGUUUUACAUGAGAUGUAAUUAAUAUAAAUACUGUUACAGAGCUUGUGAAAUUAAGAAAAAGCUGUGCUGUAUUUUUGUAAUUUUCUCCAUAAUGUGACGUACGUUAACGGCCUUUAUGAACCUUUUUAUCUGCUUCUGCUCUUACUGACUGUGGUUUUCUUUUUUAGUGUGUGUUUGGAUUUAAGUACUGUAACUUGUGAUCACACUAACUGAUUAGUUGAGGCCUUCACACACAGUUAAACUUUAACAGAACCACAGUGUCACUAAAAGAAGGGAAUGACUGUAACUAAACUACCAGCAGCACUUCAUUUGAAACAGUAUUGCUCAUUUUUGUCCUUUUUUGUUGUGACUUAUUUCAUGUUUUUGGUCAGUUUUCUCUGGUUACACUCACACAAUCUGCUCUGAAGUGCAUUAAUGGAAACUUGGACGACUCCACGGCCUUUUAUUUGUGAUUUCAGUCCGUCUUAACUCACAUUAACGAUCUGAUCACAUUAUUUUGUUUGCAAAUGAAUGUUAAAUAAAGUGUCUAAUUGUUUGCUGUA
This is a messenger RNA of Centropristis striata (black sea bass), 3036 nucleotides long. It is a transcript of the gene cep41, whose product is annotated as centrosomal protein 41. Gene Ontology annotation, biological process: cilium assembly; protein polyglutamylation. The transcript is spliced from 11 exons. Bases 59 to 1165 code for a protein of 368 amino acids. NCBI's taxonomy places the organism in Eukaryota, Metazoa, Chordata, Actinopteri, Perciformes, Serranidae. The record is from RefSeq and is a predicted model, not a curated record. Gene Ontology annotation, cellular component: ciliary basal body.